AUGACCGUGAUGUAUGGCCGAUACACGCGGGACCUUGGCGAGUACGUGAAGGAGGAGGCGAAGCGGCUGAAGCAGCUGGAGAAGGCGCGGAAGCGGGAAGAGAAGCUGCGCACCAAGGAGCUGCGCAAGUACCGCGGAAAGUGGGCCACCAGGUCCCUCAACGUCCUGUCCUUCGUCUGGCGGAACACGUUCGCCCGCCUCGGCGAGGACUGGGUCUUCCUCGCGCUGCUCGGCAUUCUCAUGGCCCUCAUCUCCUUCGCCAUGGAUUUCGGCAUCGCCAUCUGCAAUCUCGCUCGAAUUCGGCUGUUCCGGGACCUGGCGACGCACCCUGGCCUCCAGUUCCUGGCUUGGGUCGCUUUCCCCGUCUUCCUCAUACUCUUCUCGGCCGGAUUCACGCACAUCGUGGAGCCGCAGGCCAUCGGUUCGGGGAUCCCCGAGAUGAAGACGAUCCUUCGCGGCGUGCAGUUGAAGGAAUACCUGACGUUUCGCAUGUUGAUCGCCAAGGUCGUGGGUCUCACCGCCUGUCUCGGCUCGGGUAUGCCCCUCGGCAAAGAGGGCCCGUUCGUACACAUCGCGAGCGUGAUGGCAACCCUGCUGGGGAAGCUGGUGACGACCUUCAAGGGGAUCUACGAGAACGAGAGCCACAACAUCGAGAUGCUGGCCGCGGCGUGCGCCGUGGGCGUGGCCUGCACCUUCUCCGCGCCCAUUGGGGGUGUGUUAUUCAGCAUCGAGGUCACGGCGGUGUAUUUUGCCGUCCGUAACUACUGGCGGGGCUUCUUCGCCGCCGUGAACGGGGCUCUCAUCUUCCGGCUUCUGGCCGUCUGGCUCAAGAGCGAAGAGACGUUGACGGCCCUGUUUGUGACCAAUUAUACGAUCGACUUCCCGUUCGAUGCUCAGGAAUUGGUCGUGUUUGGGCUUAUUGGGGUGGUGAGCGGGUUUGGAGGUGCCCUGUGGGUGUGGAUGCACCGCAGAUACGUCAUCUUCAUGCGACGCAACAAGAAGAUUAAGUGGUUCCUCCAGAAAAACCGGUUCAUCUACCCGGGGGUGGUGGCGCUGCUGAUCUCGGGGAUAUCCUGCCCCCUGGCCCUGGGUCAGUUCAUGGCCUCCGACCUGACCACCCACGAGCAGGUGGAGCACCUGUUCUCGAACUUCUCGUGGGCAUCCGUUGCGGACGCGCCGCCUGGGACGCCCGUGAACGUGGAGCAGGCGGAGAAGAUCCACCACUGGGCCACCCCACACUCCAACAUCUUCCUCACCCUCACCGUCUAUUUCCUCUCCACGGCAUUCCUGUCGAUCCUUGCUUCCACGCUGCCGGUGCCAUCGGGGAUCUUCAUCCCCGUGUUCAAAAUAGGAGCUGCCUUCGGUCGCCUGGUGGGGGAGGCCAUGGCGAUCUGGUUCCCCAGGGGCGUGCGGACCGGCAACGUCUUCACGCCCAUCCAGCCCGGUGGCUAUGCAGUGGUGGGUGCAGCUGCAUUCUCUGGUGCGGUGACCCAUACCAUUUCUGUGUCUGUGAUCGUCUUUGAACUCACUGGACAGAUCACCCACAUGCUUCCCGUCAUGAUUGCAGUGUUGAUCUCAAAUGCAAUAGCCCAGCUCCUUCAGCCAUCCAUCUAUGACAGCAUCAUCCAGAUCAAGAAGCUCCCCUUCCUCCCCGACAUCAUCUCUUCCAAGUCGGCUGCUUAUCACGUGAUGGUGGAGGACUUCAUGAUCUUGAAGAACAAGCUGAAGUACGUGUGGCACGGCAUGCGCUAUCGGGACCUCCGCGAGGUCUUGAAGGACUCCCGCAAGCUCCGCACCCUCCCCGUCGUCGAUUCGCACGAGUCGAUGCACCUACUGGGGUCGAUUCGGCGGAGGGAGUUGGUCACCCUGCUGGAGAUGCACUUAGGGAAGGAAAGGCGCAUGCAGGUCACUGCCAAGUGGCAUUCUUUGGCCAAGAGAGCUCUGAGUCAAGAGCGGGAACGUCUCAUGGCGGAAGGCAUCCAGAGGUCGCUCACUCCCCCCCCACCAAGCAUCACCAUCACUUCAGAGAACCCAGAAAAGGCAGAAGGCUGCAUGGAAGAUGUGGAAACAUCUACUGAGGCACGACGGCUGUCACGCUUUGAGGUGGUUCCGGCCAAUGAAAGGGUCCUGCCCCCAGUGCGCCCAACUCUAGAUGGAAUCUCUCUCAUCAAUGAGCUGACAAAGAGUUCAAAGGACGGGGAUGAACCCUACCACCCGACAAGAUCCCUGCCGGCACCAGGGAUGCGACCCAAGAAGGGAAUCCUCAAGAAGACCCCCUCAUUCCACUUUAGUGAUGAGAACAGUGAUGGAGUAGGGUUGCCAUCGUCCACGCACUCGACGGUGACUUCGACAGACUCCCGUUGGAGACGUGCCUUUGAAGCCAUCGUCCAGAAGGCCCAUGCCCUGCAUGACGGAGAAAAGAGCCCUGGCGGGACCCUCUUGUUGAAACAUGUCACUCUUCCACGGGAGCGUGUGAUAGAUUUGCCAUUGGAAGAGCAGAAGCAAUGGGAGGAGGCAGAACUGGACAGGGAGGUGAAUUUCGAGGCAGUUCCUGUGGAUCCAGCCCCAUUCCAGUUGGUGGAAGGAACGACAUUACUCAAGGUCCAUUCCCUCUUUUCCCUCCUGGGGCUGAAGCAGUCGUAUGUCACCUCGUUUGGACGACUCAUUGGUGUCGUCUCGCUUGUUGAUCUGAGAAAGGCGAUCGAGGACGUGAACUCGGGGAGCUUCCACGCGAACGCGUGCGACGACGACGCGGGUCUCUCGGACGGGGACGUGGAGAGCGGGAGGAGCCGUGCAGCCACGCCCACGGGGGGCGUGCCCUCGGAGGAGGAGGCUCCCCUGGCGAGCGCCGACACCACCUCCGUCUCUUCCAACGAGGAAAAGGGCAAGGCGGAGUCGGAGCCCGAGAGGGUGUCGAACGAGAACGCGGAGGCCGACCGAGAGGACACCCUCAGCGAACGCAAAGAUAAAUGAGAUGCAAACUUCCGGGGAGUGCGAUCUAUUUAUCGGCGAAGUUACGACCGAUGACGAUGGAGUGCGAUUCGGAUCUUCCAGUGCCCUUCCGUGACUCUCGUGAUAGAGAGAACGGGAGGACUUUCUGCUUCCUUUACUGUCGCCUGGUGAAUUGUGGCAAUACUCAACGUGUGCGUGCACGCGUCGAUCGGUGCGAGGCCGUGGCUUUUCCUGCGUCCCGAUGGCCAAGCUGUGAUGAUAGUGAGUUUUACGUGAAGAAGAAGCAUGUUAUCCUUUUUUCUUAUGUUCCUUAUCACCGACCGGCUGGAUGUACUGUCGCGUUUGUGACCCAUUUCCUACUAUUUGAAUGAAUGACUGCAUUUUCUCA
This is a messenger RNA of Darwinula stevensoni, 3340 nucleotides long. The record is from the annotation of a GenBank genome assembly. NCBI's taxonomy places the organism in Eukaryota, Metazoa, Arthropoda, Ostracoda, Podocopida, Darwinulidae.